AUGGAGCCAUCUCGCUACCCUCAACAAGUUACAUCACGUCGUUAUUACCAGCCAAAUCGCCUAGCGGGACAAAGACCAAUUAUAAUUGAUACUAUUCGCACAACACCAACAUCUUCAAUCAGUUUAACACCGUCACCAUCGCCGAGUCUAUUUGAAUGGGACGAAGUAUCAGUUCAUUCAAGAACUCGUUAUCGCUGUGGAGCGUUUAGUUUAUGGCAAUGUUGUACUGGAUUAAUCGUAUUGUUAUUAUUCGCUGCAUCAAUAGCCAUCCCACUAGCAGUAAUAACGAGCAAAAACUCAAACGAUUCAUCAAGUACUGUUGCAUCGGGUAAACUAACUCAACAACGACGAAUUCAUCUAUUUCAACAAACACGAGUUCAUCUAUCUCAACAACCAUGA
Didymodactylos carnosus is the source of this 399-nucleotide messenger RNA. The record is from the annotation of a GenBank genome assembly. Lineage: Eukaryota; Metazoa; Rotifera; Eurotatoria; Philodinida; Philodinidae.